AAGAAGAAGGAAUUACGGAAGUAGGGCUUCCAAACAGAUUCCCGUUGGAAGAAGAAUAAAAUACAGUAGAUCAUCGCUUUUCUUUAAUUAACACAAAUUAAAUCUUGGACUUGCCAUUUCCCAAUAAGACGAUGGGUACUAGAGAUGAUGAAUAUGAUUAUUUGUUCAAAGUGGUCCUCAUUGGUGACUCGGGGGUGGGGAAGAGUAACCUGCUGUCCCGCUUCACCCGCAACGAGUUCAACCUGGAGAGUAAGAGCACCAUCGGAGUGGAGUUUGCUACGCGCAGCAUCCAGGUGGAUGGCAAGACGGUGAAAGCUCAGAUCUGGGACACAGCGGGGCAGGAGCGCUACAGAGCCAUCACCUCAGCGUACUACCGCGGGGCGGUGGGGGCUCUCCUAGUCUACGACAUUGCAAAGCAUCUAACUUAUGAAAACGUGGAGCGCUGGCUGAAGGAGCUGAGGGACCACGCCGACAGCAACAUCGUCAUCAUGCUGGUGGGCAACAAGAGCGACCUGCGCCACCUCCGCGCCGUCCCCACUGACGAGGCGCGGGCUUUUGCUGAGAAGAAUGGUUUGUCUUUCCUGGAGACAUCGGCUCUGGACUCCACCAACGUUGAGACGGCCUUCCAGACCAUCCUGACAGAGAUCUACCGUAUCGUGUCCCAGAAGCAGAUGUCGGAGCGCCAGGAGAGCGACAUGUCCCCCAGCAACAACGUGGUCAACAUCCAGGUGCAGCCCACUGAGAACAAACCAAAGAUGCAGUGCUGUCAGAACAUCUAGCCCGCUCCGGAUCUGCUGCUACCCCCCCCCCCCCCCCUUCUCUCUCCACGGUCCUCGCCUCCCCCCCUCCCUUCCCUGGCUCUCACCUCCUGAAGCCCCUCCCUCAGAAAAUAGACUGCCUCAGUGUACUGUUGGUGCGGGAGGACCCCCCCUCUGCACCUCACCUGUACCUGCCUCCCCCCGCCCUGACCCCACCCCCUCCCCAGGUAAAUAUAUCCCGGUAUAAGAAGUCACCGCGUGGGGGAGACCCCCCCCCCCCCCAAGCAGAGCCCCCCCCUGUCGUUAGGCUACUGCAGGACAGCAGGCAGCAGGCAUUUCAUAUCACUUUAGAUUUCAUUACUGUAGAUGCGCUGUCACAAAUGUCUUAAUAUAUGAAUGUGAUUUUCCUUUUCAUACUUUGUGCUCAUGUUGAUUUCUUCACAUUUUGUAUGAUCUUUCUCUAAAUACUACUAGGUAUAUAUGAAUUUAAGGCACAUCAAAGUUGCUCUGAAGUGUAUUCCCUCUUUAGUGCAAUGUACUGUUUUGGAAACAUGUGGAUGUAUGGAGCUCAGAGUAGACUCUCUGCUCCCGUAGUGUCAUACCAUUUGAUCUGAUUGCUGUGAAUACCAUGCUAUUGAAACGUAAACACUUUAUUUUGCCGAGCUCCGGUUAGCGCAGUGGGGAGAGUCGGGCGUGAGCAGGCGUCUUCGUCCCCGCGGGGUCGGGCCAGCUUUGCAUGUCUCUGCUGCGCUGCAUGUCUUUCAGGCGACAGACUCAAUCUGGACUCUUUGUAGAACACUAUCAUUGCCGUGAGGGUGUGUGUAAUGUCGCCGUGAAAACUCAACACAACUCAUGUAUAUGCAGAUUUUUCAUGUUCCACUUUAAGUCUCCGUGUGGCUUCACGCAGAGAAUACUGAGAAUGAUUUCCUGAUUGAAGACAUAGUCCUUUUCUUGCUUAGGGAACAGAAUGCAGAUUGUGCAGAAACUAGCACAUGGCUCUUUUGAUCUUUUAUUUCUUAGUGCAAAUGAAGGAAUUAAAAAGCAGUGGAAGUAUGAGAUGUAAAGUUCUUAUGAUACUCAAUGAUAUUAUAAUCAAAAUUCUCCUGCGAAUUAUACUUAGCAUGUAACCACAGAACUGUAGUUAGGACGCACCUGAGAAAUAGGAAAUGUCUUUCACCCUGUAGGCUGGAUUCAUGAGCGUCACAACCUUGCACUGAUCGUUAUUACAUGCUUUCUUGUCUAGGGUUAGAUUUGUACUGCACAAGGAGAAUCUGGACCUCUUUUGUCAGAUGCUAUGAACCGCUGUUAGGACGGUGCCACUUUUCGAAAAACCAAAAUAUGGCCUGAGUCUCAAAGCCUUUCCUUACAUCCUCUAACUAACACAAAAAAGCUUGAAGACGAGGUGAGGAAUCAAGGAAACACUUUAGGGAUUCAGACACAUUCUUGCCAACUUCUGGUCACAGUGCCUCCUUCACCUGUCCCGCCUCUCAUCACCUGCUACCAGCUCUCCGUCACCCCCCACCACCAUUAACCCCGCCCCCGUGCUGUCCCCGUCACAUUAAGCCUACGUACACCGAGCUGCCUCUGACUUCAACACAAUGCAUGGCUUUCUGUUACGACUGCAACUCUGUGUCGUAUCGCCUUACGUAGCUAUCAUUACUGUCCAUGAAAUCCGCUGAGGGUUAGCUAAUAGAUGUGUCCAGAAUGCUCGCUAACAACCUACUUUGCUGAAGAAAAAAAAACCUCCCGAGUGUGUGUUCUGUUGAGUUUCAGUGUGUGGUGGUGUUGGCAGACAUGUACAAUGCCUGAGCUUUGUGUGUGUGUUUAGAGGCUGAGGGUGGAUGUGCAGCUCCGGAGUUUGUGAGCCUGGCUGGCGGUGCCAAUGGCGUUUCAUAGAACAGACGGCGCCGCCAGCCGAGCCCCCCACACUCAACGAGCUGAGGACAAAGUGAUUCCUUUCUAUUUAAAAUAUGAUUUCUGAUUCAUGUACCUCCAUUGUUCUGUGUUUUUUUAUUUUAAAUAGUGUUUUGAUUUCUUUUUUACUAUAUUGAAUUCUAUACUGACUGUAAUUCCAGUGAAAACGUGUUAAAAGUGAAAUAAUGUCAUUUCAAUGAACUUGGAGGGUUAAAAUGUGAGAGGGGGGUCAAAAUGAAUGGUUUUAUGUUUUUGUACAGAUUGAUAAAUUGUACAAUUGUGUCUAUAUCUUAAGUUAUCAGUUCAUCUUAAUAAAGCGCACCAGUCAUAAACCUUUAUA
Molecule: messenger RNA, 3012 nt
Organism: Gymnodraco acuticeps
Lineage: Eukaryota; Metazoa; Chordata; Actinopteri; Perciformes; Bathydraconidae
Gene: rab11a
Product: RAB11a, member RAS oncogene family
Exons: 5
Coding region: 132-779 (215 amino acids)
Biological process (GO): exocytosis; melanosome transport; neurotransmitter receptor transport, endosome to postsynaptic membrane
Cellular component (GO): transport vesicle; axon; postsynaptic recycling endosome
Molecular function (GO): GTP binding; GTPase activity
Source: RefSeq, a predicted model, not a curated record